CAAAUUGCAAGUAAAAGAAGGUGAAAUCUAUGACAUAGGUCAAUUAAAUCAACCCCACAUGGUUUUUCUCUCUUCUUCAUCUUCACCUCCAAGAUUUGAGAGAGGUCUACGAAGCCAUGCCCACCACCGUUGGAUCCAUCGUCUUUACCUUCUUCCUCAUCUUUUUUCUCUUUUCUGGGCAAUCUUUUGCCUCUGAGUCAGAUCACAAGUACGAGCCAGAUGAGUCUGUAGUCCUUUGGGUGAACAAGGUUGGUCCAUACAACAAUCCCCAAGAAACCUACAACUACUUCAGCCUUCCAUUUUGCCCUCCUCAGGGCAAGGUUGCCCACCGGUGGGGAGGCCUUGGUGAGGUUCUUGGUGGGAAUGAACUUGUUGACAGCGGCAUUGAAAUUAAAUUUAAAAAAAAUCUUGAUAGGGUAUCUAUUUGUGAACUUGAACUUGACCAGUCAAAAGCUACUCAAUUCAGAGAUGCAAUCGAGAAUUCAUACUGGUUUGAGUUGUUCAUUGAUGGUUUACCUCUAUGGGGUUUUGUGGGAGAGCUUCGUCCUGAAAAAAACAGCGAAAAUGUUAAGCCCAUGUUAUACACACAUAGAAACUUCAUCAUCAAAUACAAUGGAAAUCAAAUCAUCCAUGUUAAUCUCACCCAAGAUGGUGCUAAGACACUAGUAGACGGAAAGGUGUAUGACAUGACAUAUUCUGUGAAAUGGAUGCCUACAGACGUUACCUUUGGAAGGCGAUUUGAUGUAUACUUGGAUUACCCCUUUUUUGAGCAUCAGAUCCAUUGGUUCUCCAUUUUCAAUUCCUUCAUGAUGGUCAUCUUCCUGACUGGUUUAGUUUCAAUGAUAUUGAUGAGGACUCUUAGAAAUGAUUAUGCCAAGUAUGCUAGGGAAGACGAUGACUUGGAAAGCCUGGAAAGGGAUGUAAACGAAGAGUCUGGUUGGAAACUUGUUCAUGGAGAUGUUUUCCGACCUCCUCGUUAUUUAGCUCUGCUUUCAGCUGUUAUUGGUACUGGAGCUCAACUGGCAACUCUUAUUCUCCUUGUCAUCAUUCUGGCCAUUGUCGGAAUGCUGUAUAUAGGGAGGGGAGCUAUUGUCACGACUUUCAUUGUAUGUUAUGCCUUCACAUCAUUCAUAUCAGGAUAUGUCAGUGGUGGCAUGUAUUCUCGUAAUGGUGGUAAAAAUUGGAUAAAGGCUAUGAUUCUAACUGCUUCCCUUUUCCCAUUUAUGUGCUUUGGGAUUGGAUUCAUUCUGAACACUAUCGCUAUAUUCUACGGAUCUCUAGCUGCUAUUCCCUUUGGGACUAUGGUAGUAGUAUUUGUCAUUUGGGCUUUUAUCUCCUUCCCACUCGCACUUCUUGGGACAGUCGUUGGAAGAAACUGGAGUGGUGCACCUAAUAAUCCAUGCCGAGUGAAGACUAUUCCAAGACCUAUUCCAGAAAAGAAGUGGUAUCUAACACCAUCCGUCAUAUCUCUGAUGGGCGGAUUGCUUCCUUUUGGAAGUAUUUUCAUUGAGAUGUAUUUUGUCUUCACGUCCUUUUGGAAUUACAAGGUGUACUAUGUUUACGGCUUCAUGCUACUCGUCUUUCUAAUUCUGAUCAUUGUCACCGUGUGUGUGACAAUUGUGGGAACAUAUUUCUUGCUGAACGCUGAGAACUACCACUGGCAAUGGACCUCAUUCUUUUCCGCUGCAUCCACUGCCAUUUACGUCUAUUUUUACUCUAUCUAUUACUAUCAUGUCAAGACCAAGAUGUCAGGCUUCUUCCAGACCAGCUUUUACUUCGGCUACACUAUGAUGUUCUGUCUUGGCCUGGGAAUCCUUUGUGGAGCGGUUGGCUACCUGGGUUCCAGUCUUUUCGUAUGGAGGAUAUACAGGAACAUCAAAUGCGAUUAGCGAGUUGAUCAUCCAGUGUAAGGUUAUCUUUUUUGCUGAUCGAAUCAAUCGCCUGGUGAUUGGAUCCUAUUUCCAAUGAUCAGUUAUUGGUAAGAUUCUGUAUGCAAGAAAAUGUUAGAUGAUGAGAUGAUUGAAUUGAAAUAGUUGAUAGAGACAGUAGAAUGGUUAUGGGAAUGUGCACCAUUUUGUUUGGUUCCCUGGAUAUCCAAGUUUUCACUGUAAUUUUAGUCCCCUUACAUUGUAAUGAGAUGCUAUGGCUGGCUCUAAAAUUUUUACUGUUAUUUGUUCCCCUGCAAUCUUGGGAGUAACCAAA
This is a messenger RNA of Amaranthus tricolor (Joseph's coat), 2202 nucleotides long. RefSeq names its product transmembrane 9 superfamily member 1-like. Gene Ontology annotation, biological process: protein localization to membrane. The transcript has 13 exons. Gene Ontology annotation, cellular component: membrane. The record is from RefSeq and is a predicted model, not a curated record. Bases 117 to 1889 code for a protein of 590 amino acids. Lineage: Eukaryota; Viridiplantae; Streptophyta; Magnoliopsida; Caryophyllales; Amaranthaceae.